CGAGGAAGACCGACCCCAAAAGCAAGCGGAACUCUCUCUCUCUCUUUCGUUUCUCUCUCUUCUUUUUGGGCAUCUCCCUCCUUCCCUCCCUUCUCUCUCCUUCCGUCCCAUUCUCUCUUUUUUUCUCUCGGAUGGGUUUUGCUACAGGAACGCCAUGCCGUCGUGCUUCUUCCCUCCUUCACCAAUUGCUGCACAUCUCAUCAUCCUUGCUUCCCUUCGAUUCCCUAAGCCGUUCCCUCGAGACCAACGCUUGAUCUCCCCUCUUUCCUCGUUUUAUUUGGGUUUGGGGUUGUUGGCGUUCUGUUUUUCCGCCGCUUCUUGUGGUUAGAUUGAUCGGUGAUGUUAGGGGAAGAGGAAGUGGCGUCGGGAGGGUCGGCCGCUAAGAGUGGUGGGUGGAUCCAAAACAACCAGGGAUCGUCUUCCGACGAUAGGCAGCAGCAGGAGCAGCAGCAGCAGCAGCAGCCGGCGACUCGUGCAUUAGGGAGGAAGGAGAGGCUCGCCCGGUCCUGCACGGUACGGGGCAACUCCGCCCGCUUCUUCAGUCGCGGCGCAGCGGAGCCCACCCGAAAGCCUCCUUCAGCCGUGAAGGAAGAGCCCCAAUGCAAGAUCAUCACGCCACUUGCGCGGUCGCCCCCGCCGUCGCAGCUCCAGCGCUGGUCGCUCCGGUCCAUGUGGGAGCUCGCCUCUAUUCUCAACUUCCUUCAUAUUUUCAGACCUCUCUUAAACAUAAAUGCCGAGUUCUCGGCUGAGGAGCUCGAGACGGCCCUCAUUACGCCCAACAACACGUUAGAUGAUAUACAUAUGCCACUGCUGAAGGCAAUUCCCCCCAUAACAAGAAUGGCAUUUGGGCGUGCAACCUGGGUCACAGUAUUAUGCAGGAAGCUGCGCGAUUGGUGGCAUUGGGUAGCUGAGGGGGAUAUUCCUAUUGUUGCAUGUCAUGGGGCCGAGGUGGAGUUGUACAAAUCACUUGAGCCUGCAACACGUGUAGUGAUCUUGAAAGCUCUUUGUGAUAUAAGAGUGGAGCAAGAAGACAUCAGGAGCUACAUUGAUGAUUCUGUAAAGCAUGGGGUUCCACUCUCUACAUUCCGCCGUGAACGAAUUGGAGGUGAUGCAUAUGGAACUAAUUACUGGUUUGAGGAUGAUGAGAUUAGUGGUCAUCGUUUGUAUCGGGAAAUUCGAAAAAUUGAAACCAAGAGGUUCAAGAAAGGACUUCCAACACAGCCAAUCAUAUCUUGUCAGUGGGAGACUGUUGCUUCUAACUUGGAUGAGUUUCAGGAAGUUUCUGAAAAACUUUCAUUGAGCAAAAAUAGGACAGAGGCUUCAUUGGGCAAGAGGCUGAAGAGUGAUAUUCUUCCAGAGAUUGAGAAGAUUCAUAAGAGAAAAGAGAGAGCACUUAAGAAGCAACAGAGACAGGCUUUACUUCUUGAUAACUACAUGACUACUGAUGGACUUGCUGCAGGGCGCUCUCUGCGUGAUAGAAAACCUGUCACUUACACUUUUGAUGAUUUUGAUCGCUCAAUCAAUGAGGCCAUAAAGAUCACAAAGAAAAGGCAGCCUUCUCCUGAAGCUAUGGCAAGAAGAGAUGCUCUUAAGCCAGAGGCUGCUGUCAAUGGUAAAGUAAAUGGUCCAACAAGAUCCACUCGAAAUGUAUCAGUAGAUACAUCAUCGCCAAAGUCAACUGAUUAUGAGGAAACUGAUGGAGAACAGAAAUCUGGGCCCCUUGACCGAAGCAACCGACGGAGACAAAGGCCUCAAAAGUAUUCAGAGUUCAUUGAUGCAGUUUCAGAUAAUGAGGCAGACUUUGAUAGUGAUGAGGAUAUUAUGGGAGAAGCAGUAUACGAUGAUGAGUAUCUAAGAAAUCGGAAACAUAAGAAGGCACUCAGCAGUUCUGAGGGAGAUGAAGAAUAUCGAUGGGACGAUGAAAUUGGUGAAGAUGAUGAUGAGGAAGAGGAGGAAGAUGAAGAUUCUUUAAGUCUCAGUGAGGAAGUGGAACGGUCUCACAGACCAAGAAAACCACCUCGAAGUAGAAGGGAAACGAAACUGAGAUCGGUUGAUGAAAUAGAGUCUGGCCUGAGAAGAAGCAAGAGGGCAACUCGCAACCGCAUAAACUACAGGCAAUAUGAGUAUUCAGACUCCGAGGCUGACUCAUCAAAACCUGAGAAGCCUGAUGCUCCUGAAGGGCGAUCAGAUGCUAGUGAUAGUGUAGAUUAUUCCAUGGAAAGUGAUGACUCUCGACAAGAUGAAGUUUUGGAAACAAAAGAUAAUGGUCGGCCUGAUUACAUGGAGACCACAAUUGAAGAGUCUAAUGAGCCUCUUGUGAAAACCAAUAGCCCUCCUCAAGAUGGUGGAGACCAGACAAAGAGGCGGUUUCUGGACCUGAAUGAACUUGCUCCAGGGACUGGUUUUGAUGAUGGACCUAGUAGCAGCAUGGUGAAAGAUGAAAGUGGCGAUUAGAUGGUAAAGACAUCAGGAUGAACUGUUGUUCCUUCAUGUAAGUUGUACCAAAGACGGGCUUUGGUUCCCAAUGUUUAUGGCCUUAAUCCGGGGUGUAUAAUAAUUUUGAUGAUUGCUCAUGAAGGGAUUCUUGGAAGCCCAUUCAUUUCAGGAGAAACAUAUAUAGAUGUGACCUGCUCAGAUGUUUUUUCAGCUGAGGGCAAUAGUGAGCUGAAAACUCUGUAGAUAAUUAAUGAUGAUAUUCUGAUACUUCAAGGCCACACGCCAUUUUUGGUUGCAGAGACAUAGGCCGGCAAUUUUUUUGGUUGAUCUGUUUAAUCUAGUUUUGCCUCUUUAACGUGUUUGGAGCUAAGUAUCCUUUUAUUAGCAGUGGUGGAAAAAUUGCCGUUGGGCCAAUGAUCCGAACUUGUUCCUCUCUGGCGUCUAUGUUUGUAGAUGGUCCUUUUCCCCCCUUAUUUGUUUAUUUGAGCAGUUGACUCAGCUGCACUAUUGGCUUGUGAAAAACCCUGCGGCUACCAGGAAGCCACCUGCUUCAAGCUGACUGCUUAACCAUAUCCUCAUUUCCAUGGGCUCGUAGAUGGUAUAUGACAAGCAUACGGGAUGAACUCCUGUAAAACCCAUGAUAUUACGCUGCUUGCCUCCCUCAUUUGAGGCCUGAUAAAGGUGUGGCGUUUCUUUUUGGCAUGUAAUAUUGUUUGCACUUUUGCAGGCUGGGAGCCUUGUGGGUUCACAUCCUUGGGACAACUUUGUUUAAGUCCUGCACACGAAAGUGCUUGUUAUUUGAUCUGUUGUCUGCCUGCAUAUUCUCGUGUACGAACUAUUUUAUGUUAGCUUUGACAAAAAUGUUGAACAUUGCUUCAUUGUCUCUAUUUUAUGUUAGCUUUGACAAAAUUGUUGAACAUUGCUUGUCCAAUUUGCCAUACCAAGUAUUCUAAGCACUAUGAUGGGGCUUCUUGAUAUUCAUGGGAUUCAUUUUCUGACGAUGAUUAGCAUGUAAGAGUCCUUCGGAGUUGAAAUGCAAAAAGAGGGCUUCUCUAAUUCAUUACUA
Molecule: messenger RNA, 3502 nt
Organism: Nymphaea colorata (pocket water lily)
Lineage: Eukaryota; Viridiplantae; Streptophyta; Magnoliopsida; Nymphaeales; Nymphaeaceae
Product: DDT domain-containing protein DDR4-like
Exons: 12
Coding region: 340-2454 (704 amino acids)
Biological process (GO): regulation of DNA-templated transcription
Cellular component (GO): RSF complex
Source: RefSeq, a predicted model, not a curated record